Nestor notabilis (Kea) is the source of this 651-nucleotide messenger RNA. It is a transcript of the gene RSRC1, whose product is annotated as arginine/serine-rich coiled-coil 1. Gene Ontology annotation, cellular component: nucleus; cytoplasm. Bases 1 to 510 code for a protein of 169 amino acids. Gene Ontology annotation, biological process: alternative mRNA splicing, via spliceosome. The record is from RefSeq and is a predicted model, not a curated record. The transcript is spliced from 4 exons. NCBI's taxonomy places the organism in Eukaryota, Metazoa, Chordata, Aves, Psittaciformes, Psittacidae.
AUGGUGGCAUGCUGGAGGAGUGCAGGGGGCGGUGAGGGCUGGCCUGGGCACAGGCUGCACCCCACAGCACUGAUGGCACCCCGCAGGGAGGUUCGCCGUGGCCACACUGCCGCACAGGUAUCACCACAGCUGAGUGUCAGUGAAAGAGCUGGUGACAGGCCCAACCAAGCCACCCUAGUAGAGCAAGUGAAACGAGCAAAAGAAAUUGAAGCUAUUGAAAGUGACUCCUUUGUUCCACAGACAUUCAGAUCAAGUAAAGAAGUCAAAAAGUCAACAGAACCUACUGAACUACAGUACGAACCUGUAACUAUCAGAGUGGGAACUGUUGAUACAUCUGCUCCUGAAAAAGAACCACCAUCUGCCAAUAUUCCUACUGCCAUCAAAUAUCAAGAUGAUAAUUCUUUAGCACAUCCAAAUCUGUUUAUCGAGAAGGCAGAAGCAGAAGAGAAGUGGUUUCAGAGGCUGAUUGCCCUCCGGCAAGAACGGCUGAUGGGCAGUCCAGUGGCCUGAGUGAACCACUGUGACCAUCGCAUACCAGCUCUCCAUGAGUACUAAAAAAUCCUACCAUUAAAUUGUUUUAUUUUUCUCUUUUGAGGGGAUUUUAAUACUCAGUAUGAGUUGUACAGAAAAUAAAUAUUUCAUCUGAAGACA